CGGCUCCGGGCGCCUCUCCCCCGUGGACACUCCCGAGGAGAUGGAACCCCGAGGGCACGGCGUGGCGGCCUGUGCGGGGCACUCGCGUUAGGACCCAGAGGCUCUGGGGCUGGAGGGCGGGCGCCAGCCCCGUCGGGGGCCCGGAGGGGGACUCGGAGCGGGCCAAGGGGCGGCUCCGGCGGGCGGACUUGGAGCGGGCGGCGGAGUGACCCGGACAGCUGUCCUCCCUGACACCACUCCGGCCUGCCUCUUCGUUGCCAUGAGAGCUGCCUACCUCUUCCUGCUAUUCCUGCCUGACAACCCAGACUACUAUGAUUAUCAAGAGGUGACUCCUCGGCCCUCCGAGGAACAGUUCCAGUUCCAGUCCCAGCAGCAAGUCCAACAGGAAAUCAUCCCAGCCCCAACCCCAGAACCAGGAAAUGCAGAGGCGGAGCCCACAGAGCCUGGGCCUCUUGACUGCCGUGAGGAACAGUACCCGUGCACCCGCCUCUACUCCAUACACAAGCCGUGCAAACAGUGUCUCAACGAGGUCUGCUUCUACAGCCUCCGCCGUGUGUACGUCAUUAACAGGGAGAUCUGUGUCCGUACAGUGUGUGCCCACGAGGAACUCCUCCGAGCUGACCUCUGUCGGGACAAGUUCUCCAAAUGUGGCGUGAUGGCCAGCAGCGGCCUGUGCCAAUCCGUGGCAGCCUCCUGUGCCAGGAGCUGUGGGGGCUGCUAGGGUGGUGCUGGCAUCCGGAGUUCUGGCCCUCCUGGGAUCUGGGGCCCUCGGGCCCUGCCUGACCUGGUGCUUUUUCCCCCAUCCCCAUGUUCCUUUUAUUCUGUAAAAAGUUAGUGGACUGCAGCCCUGGGGGUUGCAGGCUGCGGUGCCUCAGGCCACUCCUUCAGCCUGUGGCCACCUCUGGGGCAUGAUGGGGGCUCCCCACUGCCUAGUCUCUGCCCCUCAGGUUGGGGGGGCAUCCCAGGCCUCUCUGUGGGACCUUGGCCCCUGAUGGGCCUUCUCAGCCCCUUUUGAGGACAGACAGUCCCCCCUUCACAGUCCCCUGAGGUAGGCUACGUCCCCCACCCCAGCUGGUCUGCUUGGAUUUCCUACAGCCCCUCUGGGCAUGGACCCCCUUUAUUUUAUACAAAAUUAAAAACAAGUUUUUACAAAA
Messenger RNA from Rhinopithecus roxellana (golden snub-nosed monkey), 1154 nucleotides. RefSeq names its product microfibril associated protein 2 (gene MFAP2). The record is from RefSeq and is a predicted model, not a curated record. The coding region runs from base 260 to 721 and encodes 153 amino acids. Gene Ontology annotation, cellular component: microfibril. The transcript has 8 exons. Lineage: Eukaryota; Metazoa; Chordata; Mammalia; Primates; Cercopithecidae. Gene Ontology annotation, biological process: embryonic eye morphogenesis.